AUGUUUACGAGAUUAAAUUUUAUACGAAAAGGAUAUUGUCUUUCACAAUUAAUAUUAAUUAAAUAUCGUCCGAUACAUUUAACAUGUCCUUUGGCUAUAAAGAAUGAUACCGUAUCAUCAUCGAAAAAACAUUCUGAGUCUACAUCGACACGUAUUCAUAUGUCAGCAAGUGAAAUAUCUGACAUGGUUUUACGACGUCUUCAUUUUUAUGAACAACGUGGUGUUGUUAAAGCACUUGUUAUUGGAUCUGGUAUUAUAGUUAUAUCGACUGUAAUAUUUCUAUAUGUUUUUCGAAAACCAUUAAAAAAUCAAACGGUUGCACAAGUUGCCGAUGUAGCAAAAAGCAGUUUAGAACACGAUAGUGUAAAACAACAAGUUAAUGUUUUAUCUCAAGAACUUAUUCAAAAUCUUUUAUCCGAUUCAAAUAUAUUAUCACAAGCACUUGUAUUUCUGGAACGUGUUAUGGAUGAUUCAUCAACAAAACAAACUCUUAUACGUCUUUUUCAACGUUUAAUGAUUGAUCGUGAAAUGCAACAAAAUGUAUCGGAAUUUACAUCACAAAUAAUUUAUGAUGUUAUGAAAAAAUCUGAAACUGAAAUACAACUUGGACAAUUAUUUCGUCGUGCUAUUUUACAAAAAGAUAAUCAAGAUGCUUUAUAUAUUCUAUUAAAAGAAUUUGUUAAUGAUGAUAAAACAAAACAAAUGUUAACAAAUUUAGCAUUAGAAGUUACUCAUCAAGUAUUAAAUGAUGAAAAUGUUAAAAUAACUGCAACAAAAUUUCUUAAAGAUAUUCUUAAUGAUUCAAGUUUACAAGAACAAAGUGGAGAUUUUGCAUGGAAUGCAUUUAAAAAUGCAUUAAAACCAAAAUGGUUUACAAGUCAUGCAAAAACAAUUAAUACAAUUGUUGAUAAAAAACAACAAUCAAAUGAGAAUUUAUAUGAAUUUGAUUUUGAAAAUUCAAUUAUAUUACCAUCAUAUGUUCGAUGA
This is a messenger RNA of Rotaria sp. Silwood1, 987 nucleotides long. The record is from the annotation of a GenBank genome assembly. Lineage: Eukaryota; Metazoa; Rotifera; Eurotatoria; Philodinida; Philodinidae.